AUGAGUAAAACUUUUUUCUUGCUUGCCUUGUUGCUCCUUGGAGUGGUGCUUUUCACCACUCCCACUUCGGCCGAUCAAAAACCACCCGGUGGUCACAAACCACCCGAUGGUCACAAACCACCCGGCGGUCACAGACCGCCUGGUCACAAACCACCUUCCACGGAGGAGGAAUCUGCAGAAACCUUGGAUGUUAAGCCACCCACAUACAAGCCACCACCAACACACAAGCCACCUCCUCCGAAGCACAAGCCGCCAACUCCCUUUGAUGAAGCAUCUAAGGAAGUGGAGUCAAUCCCUGAACACGAGCCAAUCCACAAGCCUCCUCCUAAGGGCAAGGGUGAGAAGCCACCACCUGGCCACUACCCUCCUGUCGAGAAUAUUGAGGACUCACACGAGCCACCUGUCCAUAAAUCCCCUCCAAAGAAGCCACCACACAAGCCUCCAACUUCCAACUGA
Messenger RNA from Mangifera indica (mango), 456 nucleotides. Its product is annotated as proline-rich 33 kDa extensin-related protein-like. The transcript has a single exon. The coding region runs from base 1 to 456 and encodes 151 amino acids. Lineage: Eukaryota; Viridiplantae; Streptophyta; Magnoliopsida; Sapindales; Anacardiaceae. The record is from RefSeq and is a predicted model, not a curated record.